GGGUCAUUUUGCCGCACACUCUAAGGCGGUAGGGCGACUGCCUUUGUGGGAGUCCGAAAGCGAGGGAGGCUCAGACAGCGACUCUUUCCUGCGGUCGCUCACCAGCCGCCGGUUUCCAGUUUGCCGCUAAUAUUCAUCCGUGUGAAACAAGGACGAAAUAUGCCGAUCUCCGUAUACGUCCCCCGUGCUCGCCACUUGCCGCGAUACGGCCUCAUGGACAGCCCAUACGUCAACAACAGGGCACUCGUCCAGCACGAACCCCUGGUGCAAGUCGAUUUCGAGCUAUUCGGAGACGUGGAAGGUUUCAACUUCAGAGCCUACACCAAAGAAAAAGCUCUGCAAUUGGGAGUCACGGGAUGGAUGAAGUGCUCUAGGAAGCAUACCGUCGUUGGUCAGCUCCAGGGAGAUAAGGACCGCGUGAACGAUAUGGCGAAAUGGCUCGCAGCUCAAGGCGCUCCUGGUGCGAAGGUCAGUCGCUUGGAACUCCGACACUGGCAGAUCAUUGACGGUUUGACGAUGCGCGACUUCUCUUUGAGAUUCUGAGUUGAGACUACGGUCAUUGUCCCUGGACAUCCUCGAAGGUUCAGGGUAUCGUGUACAAAUGGAGGCACAUCCUUUUUUUAUGCAUACACACUGUGACGAUUUUUCCUUGAAAAUAAACAUCUGAGUCUCGGAAAGGUUCAUCUCGG
Molecule: messenger RNA, 689 nt
Organism: Galendromus occidentalis (western predatory mite)
Lineage: Eukaryota; Metazoa; Arthropoda; Arachnida; Mesostigmata; Phytoseiidae
Product: acylphosphatase-2
Exons: 7
Coding region: 160-543 (127 amino acids)
Molecular function (GO): acylphosphatase activity
Source: RefSeq, a predicted model, not a curated record